CAAUACUCCAUCCAGGCUGACCGGACCACUACUUCAAAAUGCCUGGUCGAGCCGCUUCUCCGGCUAUGUCGGAGAAUGAAUUUGACAUCACCAAUGCGCUGUUUCAAAAUGACAGCGACUCCGACAACGAGGCCCCCGCGAAGCAACCCAAGCGCCAACCGAAGGCGGCGGCGCCCGAGCAGCUCGAUUUUCUGAACGGCGGCGGCGGCGGCGAUGACGACGACGAUGAAGACGACGAGGCGUUUAUCGCGGAGACGCAGGCGUCGGCGAACCGGAAGGCGUCGAAUCUGAAGGGUCGCACGGUGAAGAAGGGUGGUGGUUUCCAGGCUAUGGGAUUGAAUGCGAACUUGUUGAAGGCUAUUACGAGGAAGGGUUUCUCGGUGCCGACGCCUAUUCAGCGCAAGACGAUUCCGGUGAUUAUGGAGGAUCAGGAUGUCGUGGGUAUGGCGCGCACGGGUUCGGGAAAGACUGCUGCGUUUGUCAUUCCCAUGAUUCAGAAGUUGAAGAGCCAUAGCACCCAGGUUGGAGCUCGUGGGUUGAUCUUGUCGCCGUCGCGUGAGUUGGCGCUGCAGACGCUGAAGGUCGUGAAGGAGCUGGGGAAGGGCACGGAUCUCAAGUCGGUGUUGUUGGUUGGUGGUGACAGUCUGGAGGAACAGUUCUCGAUGAUGGCUGGUAACCCCGAUAUCGUGAUUGCGACGCCCGGUCGGUUUCUGCACUUGAAGGUCGAAAUGCACCUUGAUCUGUCGAGUAUUCGCUACGUUGUGUUCGAUGAGGCCGAUCGCCUGUUCGAAAUGGGUUUCGCUGCUCAAUUGACUGAGAUUCUUCACGGCUUGCCGUCUACUCGUCAGACCCUGCUCUUCUCGGCUACCCUGCCCAAGUCCCUGGUGGAAUUCGCGCGCGCUGGUCUGCAGGAGCCUACGCUUGUUCGUCUGGAUACUGAGAGCAAGAUCUCGCCUGAUUUGCAGAACGCGUUCUUCUCUGUCAAGUCCAGUGACAAGGAGGGUGCCCUGAUGUAUAUCCUCCACAAUGUGAUUAAGAUGCCCACGGGCCCGACGGAGGCCGCGCAGCGCAUGAAGGAAGAGAACGCUAGUGGAAAGGGCGGGAGGUUUUCGAAGAAGCGGAAGCGAUCGGACGACAAAGGAAUCAACUUUAAAGAGUCGCCUACGAAGCAUUCGACGAUUAUCUUCGCCGCGACCAAGCACCAUGUCGACUACCUGUAUUCCCUGCUGAAAGAGGCAGGAUUCGCUACUUCCUACGCUUACGGUUCCCUCGAUCAGACGGCUCGUAAAAUCCAAGUGCACAACUUCCGUACCGGCAUUUCGAACAUCCUCGUCGUCACUGACGUUGCAGCCAGAGGUAUCGAUAUUCCCAUUCUGGCUAAUGUCAUCAACUACGACUUUCCCUCGCAAGCCAAGAUCUUCGUCCACCGUGUCGGUCGUACCGCGCGUGCUGGCCGCACCGGUUGGAGUUACAGUCUGGUCCGUGAUUCCGAUGCCCCCUACCUGCUCGAUCUGCAGCUGUUCCUCGGCCGGCGACUGGUCCUCGGUCGGGAGCAUGGCGAAAGUGUCAAUUUCGCCGAGGAUGUGGUUGUGGGAGGAUUUCCCCGCGACGGCCUGUCUCAGAGCUGCGAGUGGGUGACCAAGGUCUUGGAUGAUACGGUGGACAUUGCUGCGCAGCGUUCGGUCGCCAGCAAGGGUGAAAAGCUCUACUUGCGCACGCGUAAUGCAGCAUCACUGGAAAGUGCCAAGCGCUCGAAAGAGGUGGUCUCAUCCGAUAACUGGACCGCCCUGCACCCUCUGUUCAACGACGAGACCAGUCAACUCGAAGCCGAGCGCGAGAAGAUGCUGGCCCGUAUCGGAGGCUACCGGCCCAACGAGACCAUCUUCGAAGUGAACAACCGCCGCAGCGGCAAGCCCGAGAACGAGGAGGCGCUCCACACAAUCAAGCGUGUCCGUACCACACUCGACUCGAAGAAGAAGCGCGCCCAGGAAGCGAAAUCAGAAUUCGACGACGACGACGAUGUACCCACCAAGUCCGGAGACGCCGAUGCCAAGGACGCUGACGGUGCCUUCUCCGAUGAAGACGAAGCCGGCGAAGGUGCUGCCGACAACAUGUCACUUGCCUCGGAAACCGACCUCGAAGUCACCUUCUCCUCCUACAACCAGUCCAGCAACAAAAAGGCCAAGAAAGAAGCCAGCGCUACCUCCUUCCAGAACCCCGAAUACUUCAUGUCCUACACCCCUAACAACACCAACAUGGCCGAAGACCGCGCGUACGGCGUGCACUCCGGUACUAACGCCAACUUCGCACAAGCAUCCCGCGACGCAGCCAUGGAUCUGCUCGGCGACGAAGGCAGCCGCGGGUUCGGCGAGCCUCGCACCAUGAUGCGCUGGGACAAGCGUCACAAGAAGUAUGUGUCGCGACAGAACGACGAGGACGGAUCGAAGGGUACCCGUCUGGUGCGUGGUGAGAGUGGUGCCAAGAUCGCCGCUAGCUUCCGCAGUGGACGCUUCGACGCGUGGAAGAAGGGCAAGCGACUCACUCGUCUGCCGCGUGUCGGUGAGGCUGAGACACCGGGUCUUGGGGCGGAUCUUAACCAUUACCGCGGUGGUAGACGCUUCAAGCAUAACAAGGAGCAGGCGCCGAAGCGGGCAGAUCCGCUCCGUGGAGAUUAUGAUAAGAUGAAGAAGAAGAACGAGGCGGCGAAGGAGCGCCAGUUGGGCAAGUUUGGAGGGGCCGCAGCGGGUGGUAAGAGUGAGCUUAAGAAUACCGAUGAUAUCCGGUUAGCUAGGAACUUGAAGCAGAAGAGACGCGAGAAGAAUGCUCGGCCGUCGAGGAAGAAGUAGGUGACUUGAGGUUAGUGGUGUGGUUUGUGUGCUAGGAUUUGCAUAUGUAGAUACCAUGUUAGAUAAAAGUGAUAAUUAUACCAGGAGUCUGAAUAUACUGGCAUGAUAUGAUUGUAGACUUA
Molecule: messenger RNA, 2968 nt
Organism: Aspergillus piperis CBS 112811
Lineage: Eukaryota; Fungi; Ascomycota; Eurotiomycetes; Eurotiales; Aspergillaceae
Product: ATP-dependent RNA helicase DBP10
Exons: 1
Coding region: 39-2846 (935 amino acids)
Cellular component (GO): nucleus
Molecular function (GO): ATP binding; RNA binding; RNA helicase activity
Source: RefSeq, a predicted model, not a curated record